CAACUACAAGUGCAAUCGCGCGAUUUGUUUUCGUGAGUGCAGAGCUCGCUCUACACCGCAUUCGUUAAUUAAUUGUUUGAACACGGUUAACCAUAAAAGGACAUUUACGCUAUUUUUAAUCAAAUACAAUUUGUAACUGUUGCUACGUGGCUAACAAAAAAAACAGCUGUUUACAGCACAAGAAAACAGCAUAAACCAGUGCAAACGCACGCAAGAACUUCUUCGCUAGUGGAAAGGGCGCAACAAUUGAAUAACCAGAACAGAACAAAAGGCACGCAACAAGGAGAAACGCAAACAAGCACGAGUGCAGGGAUAAAGAAGAAAGAAAGAAUAGAAGAGAGCAAAAACAAGUAAAAUGACGGACGAGUGCAAAAUUCGAUCCUUCGGUUCUCACAACCUUGACAACGGCAAAAUAAACAACAAUACUGAUACCAUCGACGCAAAAGGAGAAUCGAGUACAAAUUCUGCUCGAAGCGGUGGUGCAGCCAGCGCCGUCGCAGCCCCAAUUAAUAAAUGUGUGGCUCGCAUGCCCACCGACCGAUAUGCAAAAGAAUAUAAUAUGAAUCAUAAACACCGUGGACAGGCAUUGAUCUUCAAUCACGAAACAUUUGAUAUACCGUGGCUAAAACCACGUCCCGGCACAAAUGUGGACAGCGAGGAGCUGCGCAAGGCCCUGAAACGUUUGGAUUUCGAUGUGACUGUGCACAAGGAUUGUACAAUCAGUGAAAUUCUCGAUAUAGUUAACAAGGCCGCCUCGAAGGAUCACAGCGACAAUGAUUGCAUAGCCAUUGCCGUAUUAUCCCAUGGCGAACAUGGUCACCUCUAUGCCAAAGAUGUGCAGUACAGGCUGGACAGCAUCUGGCAAUAUUUGACUGCCAACAAUUGCCCCACGCUAGCAGGUAAACCAAAGCUAUUCUUCAUCCAGGCCUGUCAGGGCGAUCGAUUGGACUCGGGGACGACAUUAGUAAAGAAUGUUACUGAAACGGAUGGCGAUUCAUCGACAAGCUACAAAAUACCCAUACAUGCCGAUUUUCUUUUCUCAUAUUCUACAAUACCUGGAUACUAUUCGUGGCGCAACACCGAAAAUGGCUCAUGGUUUAUACAGUCUCUCAUUAAGGAACUAAAUGAAAAUGGUAAAGAGUACAACAUGCUCACAUUGUUGACUUUUGUCAGUCAACGCGUGGCAGUGGAUUACGAGUCGAACGUGCCAACCAGUCCUAUGAUGGAUCGUCAGAAGCAAAUUCCAUGUGUGACGUCAAUGUUAACGCGCAUUUUGCGCUUUACGGACAAACCCCCUAGCAGCCAGGCCGGCUAACAACCAUCGCUGAUUGACGAACAGAACAAAUUCCAAUUAAUCUUAAGUAUAUCAUCGACAACGCAAUGAAUGGGUAGUGAACCAUGCCCAAAAUACUCUUCCAUUACUAUUCACAAUCAUAUAAUAAAUCAAGAUCAGAAACGUAGGUAUAUAUAUAUUUGAUAUGCAAACAUAAAUAAAC
Molecule: messenger RNA, 1496 nt
Organism: Drosophila hydei
Lineage: Eukaryota; Metazoa; Arthropoda; Insecta; Diptera; Drosophilidae
Product: caspase-1
Exons: 3
Coding region: 356-1315 (319 amino acids)
Biological process (GO): proteolysis; apoptotic process
Cellular component (GO): cytoplasm
Source: RefSeq, a predicted model, not a curated record